UUCUUUUUUCCAAAAAAAAAUGUCUCCUAAUGGGGCAAAUUCCGAGGAAGGUGCCCGGGCCACUUCACAAUGGACCAAAUAUUAUUACUCGGAUCAAAAUUUCCGCACCGUGUUAUUCGACCCUUUGAAGACACAUGGGGUGGUUCCGGAGAAGGGUUCCGAGGUGUAUGUGACUUACAUCCCUAGCCGCGCGAGCGUAUACGACUUGGUAGAGCUUUUCGAACCAAUCGGACCGAUUUUCCAAGCGAAAUUGAUGAUGUCCACGGACAUGGUUCAGUCUAACGACGGCACUGUUACCAGGGUGAAUCGGGGCUUCGGAUUCAUCACUUUUCACACAAAAGACGACGCCACCAAAGCAAUUUCCCAGCUGAAUAAUGCACGUAUGCUGGGAACGGUUAUUCACCUGCAGCGUUCAAUUGAUAACUGUAGGAUUUUCUUGGGUGGAAUCCCAUUGGAUAAGAAUAAGUCUGACAUAAUGUCCGAACUAAUUUCUUUUAACGCAAUCACGAAUAUCGUGGACGUGAUCACAUAUCGGAGUUACGUGAAUCCGGAACAUAACAGGGGAUUUUGUUUUGUCGAAUUUAGGACCCACGAGGAAGCGUCUUAUUUUAGGGCCAAGUAUCACGAUAAGUUGGUGUUGUGGGGUAAGGAGAUUUUGGUGGAUUGGGCCGUGCCUUUACCACAAAUUGACGACGAGUUUGUUAUGAAAAAGGUCAAAAUCGUUUUCUUACGCAACUUAGAUGUCACAUUGGAAAUCAAGGAGUUUGCAGACCUCAUUUACUCCCUGAUAGCUCCGAGCCAUGUGGAAAAAAUCUACAAGUGCAAAGACUACGCCUACGUCCAUUUGACCACCAGAAAGCAUACUGAAGAACUCAUGGAAAUUUUAACUGAUUAUUAUAAAGGAACCCUGGUCGAAGUCAGCUACGCUAAACCGGCAAACAAGUUCACUGACCGCGCCUUUAGAGAAAAAGCCCUCUUAGGGCGUCAGAACAAAGCCCAAACGUCACCAGAGAACGCCAAAGGGCACCACCAAGAAACACGUCGUGCAUCAUCGCUUUCCCCCAUCGCAUCUUCUUCAUCAGAUAACACCGAAAACAGCCUACAGUCCCUACUGUCCCUCAACACGUUGCAAUUCAUUUCUACCCAAAACACCUUGAAGCAACUGGAAAAGGAACGAGAACUACUAAAAAAGCAACUGGUUGAAAAAGAUUCAAGAGAUAGUUUGAAUAUCUCAAUCACAGAACGUUCCUCAGAGAUGCUCACUCCGGACGGUUCAUCUUCACUUCCAGACUUUAAUCAAGAAUCGACUUUUAGUCCACCGGAACCUAACCAGGCUGCCGACAGUUCUUUUAAUUUCUCUGAGCUUACCCAAAGCUUACCUGCUCUUACUCAGGACACAUCUUGGGAUGCAAAUCACCUUUCUUUGACGUACUCGACUGUUUCUCCCCAAUAUGGAAAUAUCUCUGAGCUUACACAAAGCUUACCUGCUCAUACCCAAAACACAUCUUGGGACGCAAAUCACCUUUCUUUGACGUAUUCGAGUGGUUCUCCCCAAUAUGGGAAUAACUCUGGGCUUACACAAAGCUUAUCUGCGCCUACUCAGGACACAUCUUGGGACGCAAAUCACCAUUCUUCGACGUAUUCGAGCGGUUCUCUGCAAUAUGGUAAUAUCUCUGGGCUUGCCCAAAGGUUACCCGCUCUUACCCAGAACACAUCUUGGGGUGCAAAUCACCUUCCAUUGACGUACUCGAGUGGUUUUCCACAAUAUGGAAAUAUCUCUGAGCUUCCCCAAAGCUCACCUGCUCUUACCCAGGAAACAUCUUGGGAUGCAAGUCAGCUUCCAUUGAUGUAUUCGAGUGGUUCACUUCAAUAUCGCAAUAUCUAUUCGGUAUUUGGUGUACAGGAGCCGGUAUUUCCCAGUCUUAAAGUUCCAGAGGAGCCCGAAGAGCCUAUUAAUUGGUCAAGCGAUCCCCGAUGGGCCGAAAUGGAGGAUAUGGUAAACAAACUGCUAGAAGGUGAAUGAUUGACAAUCUGCUGUCUUAUGGUUUUUUUUUUGGCAUGUUAGAUUUAAGGAGUUUUUUUUUUGUUAUAUUCACAUAGUUUAUAAAUUUUUGGCGUUUUUUUUUGGUGCUUGUUGCAUCAUUAUUAUUAUUGGGAUUUAUAAAAACCCAUUAAAUAGUUAUAUUCUAUAUCUUUAUAUUACUUACUUGUUCCAGUAUAUUCUAUCGUUACGUAUGUUUCUAGAAAUUUAAACUUAUCAUGUAUUUUUAUAUAUAUAUUUUAUAAUUGUGUUUUCUAUAAAUAAAAUGUCAGUUGAA
Molecule: messenger RNA, 2318 nt
Organism: Anthonomus grandis grandis
Lineage: Eukaryota; Metazoa; Arthropoda; Insecta; Coleoptera; Curculionidae
Exons: 5
Coding region: 20-2023 (667 amino acids)
Cellular component (GO): nucleus
Molecular function (GO): mRNA binding
Source: RefSeq, a predicted model, not a curated record